CUUUUCUCCUCCUCCUCCUCAUCGCCCGCUGUAAAUGCUAGCCAUGGAGACGGAAGUAGAGAAUUAAGGAGAAAAGCUUUACGGGGAUAGAGAUUGGUGGACAGCAGUGCCAGGUCGUGGAGACUGUGCAUGAAGACGAGUUAGUUGACUUAGACACUGGUGUGUGAAAAAGCCAGAUCAUGAGUAACUACACUGUCUGUUUGCAAGGUCCAGCCCCAUGGGGCUUCAGACUUCAGGGGGGCAAAGACUUCAACAUGCCCCUGACUAUCUCCAGGCUGACUGAAGGUGGGAAAGCUGCCCGUGCAAGCAUCGAGGUCGGGGAUGUGCUUCUGUCCAUCGAUGGGCUCAGCACUGAUGGAAUGACUCACAUGGCAGCUCAGAAUAAGAUCAAGGCGUGUACUGGAUCCUUAUCACUCAACCUGCAGAGGGCUGCUCCUGCUCCGAAACCAGCAGGAACGACGGUUCAGAAGGAUGAGCUCCAGGAAGUAACACACCCUGUGCCUGUUGCAUCUGUUGCUCCUCUGAUGUCAAAGGUCCCAUCUGCACCCAGCUCGGCCUACAAUAUGACGGCUCGUCCUUUUGGAGCCUCAUCGUCUCCAAAGGUCACGCCGACGUCUGCAUCAUCCCAGCCUGCAGCCUUUUCCCCAGCUUCAUCACCCCUCACUCAGCCUCUGCCUCCAUCACCAGCAAGCACUCUCAAUAAUUCCGCUCCCCCACCAUCAGUGCCUGUUGCAUCUCCACCACAAACGCAUGCCAGUUUUAAACCUGGUGUCAAUGGGCGCACGCCACCAGUCACCACUGCUAAACCGACAGUAACCUCGUCCGUUAAUGUCCCAUGGCAGCCCAAGGUGUACAACACGCCCAUAAACCUCUACUCCUCUGACAACGCCCAUGAGGUGGCAGAGGGACAGAAGAGAGGACUGAGAGAGGGGCAGAGCGAUGCCAAGCAGCAGAAUGGCUCCACGCGGCGAUACAUGGCCAGUGUCCAACCUGAUGUCCAUUAUCAUCAUAACCUGAGUGAUCAGAGCAAGAAACGUCUGAUGCAAGACACUGAAGAUUGGCAGCCAAAGACUGGCCUUGCUCAGUCACGCUCUUUCUGUAUUCUUGCCCAGAUGACUGGCACUGAGCAUAUGGGUGAGACAACUCCAGCAAGUGAGACCAGCAAGAAGACAAGUGGGGAUGCUGUGGAUGUUCCUCAGCCCAUUGGCCCAGCCACGGCUUCUGUCAAGCCCAUGUCGAAGAUGCCCAGUGGGGUCUGUCACACCUCCCCCGUUGCUGCUGUGUCCAGCCCAACCUUCAAACCUAGUGGAGUUGCCGGAUCUACCAGGCCAGCAGGUUGGCAAGCUGCCAACUCAGCAGCUAACAGUUCCCCCCGGACUGUGCUCCCCACUGCCCAGGUAUCACCGGCAAGCCAACCUGGCUGGGGGUCCGGAUCAAAGGCAGCCAGCAUCGCAGUGAGCAAGUCAGAGCCGCAGGAUGAUGACACACUGGUUCAGAUGGCCGAGCAUAUCCCAGCAGGCAACAGGACGCCAAUGUGUGCUCACUGCAACUCCAUCAUCAGAGGUCCUUUCCUGGUGGCAAUGGGUCGUUCCUGGCACCCUGAAGAGUUCACCUGUGCCUACUGUAAUCUAUCCCUUGCCCACAUUGGGUUCGUGGAAGAGAAAGGGUCUGUAUAUUGUGAGAAGUGCUAUGAGCAAUUCUUUGCCCCUGAAUGUGCCCGAUGCCAGAGGAAGAUCCUGGGGGAAAUUAUUAAUGCCUUGAAGCAGACCUGGCAUGUUAACUGCUUUGUGUGUGUGGCCUGCAAGCAACCUAUUCGCAACAAUAUUUUCCACAUGGAGGAUGGCGAUCCUUACUGUGAAAAAGAUUACUAUAAUUUAUUUGGCACUAGUUGCCAUGGCUGUGACUUCCCUAUAGAGGCUGGUGAUAAAUUUCUUCAAGCACUGGGCCACACCUGGCAUGAUACCUGUUUCGUCUGUGCAGUGUGUUGUGCGAAUUUGGAAGGCCAAACCUUCUUCUCAAAGAAAGACAAGCUCCUAUGCAAGAAGCAUGCUCACACAGUGAACAUCUAAAGCUCAUUGAGCUGUGAGAAAGAUGAGGAUUGAAGACAACAUACAGGAGGGACGGAAUACAAAUGAAUAUUUUGCUUUUUUUUCUUGUUGCUAUGAAAGGCAUCCAAACCAUAAUUUUAGUCAUUGGGAUGUGAAGGGGGAAAGGGAUGGGUGUGAGGUGUUUGAAUCUAUUUUGGGCUCUUUUUAGAUCUUUAACUCCAAAUACUUAGGUGGUUGGUAGCCAGUGUAAUGGCUUCAUUUCACCGGCUGAAGAUCUGCAUUCAAGUAGCUAUCUUUUACUGACCUCUUGCAUAACAUUUAUUUAGAUAUGCCUUCAAACAGAUCCUUUUUUUUCAAACUUUGCAUAAAUGUUCCUUGUUCCUCUAAAGGCUUUAUGUAAUAGUGUAGGCAUUCAGUUAAAAUGAUCAUAAUAAGUGUUUACUAGGACACUUGUUUCCAAAUUUAAUAUCUGCCAAAUUUAUUUAAAAUCAUAUUGUUACAGUUUAUUCUGAAAUCUUGCCCUUCCUGGAUUCAGAAUUCACUUGGUCCCUUGUUGUGCAUUGAGGAGCACUUUCACAAUUAAACUCCUUACAACCAUCAGUUUAUUUUGGAAGAAAUUAAUACAUGAGACGGCAAAAAUUGGCAAGGGCUUUGUGAAUAAGUCGUUUGGAAUUUGACAGAUAUCUAUGAAGGAAAAUAGUGUUUUAUUUACACAUAGAUGAUGGACUGGCCAGACUUGGUCUUGUUGAUCUCUGUUGGAAUAUGCAUAGUGAGAGAUGGAUUUCACAUCAUUGUGAUGUGCUUCUUGUGAAACAUCUUUAACCACUGUUUCAUGGUUAAAUUAAGUGCCACCCCAUUGUGAAAGUCAUGGUUAAGUUUAGGAGUAAUGAAACCAUCAAGCUCUGGGAAUCCUGGAAUUGUCCAAUUUUAUUAAACUGGAAGAGUCUGGUGUGAAAUCUAAUACUACAAAUUAACUGGCAAUUACUUUCCCGGAUCUACUGGGCUUUGUUUAAAGUUAAUAUAGUGUCUUAAAUGUGCAUCUCAUCUGAGUGGUAAACUAAUUGAAGGCUGCUGAAGUGGUGUUCUGACGGCAUUGUAAUCAAUUUUGGGAACCAGAACGGGAAAGCUUUUGGGUGGAAGAGAGCUUCUCACUGUCAUGAUCACUCAGCAUGGAGGGAAGGAGGGAUUCUACACCUCGUAAGCAUCCUUUGAGCAACCUCUUGCUGUUUCUUAUGACUGGACGUCUGAACGGUGAUCCAUCCACAAGAUCAGUCUGGACCAGGUACCUUUGUAGAGAACCAGGAAUUAUCUCAAAUUGAGAUUUCCUCAUUUAAAGGAAAGCAAAGAUCUCCCAACUUCAUCUCUGUGAUGUACUGCAAUCCAUAGUAUACACAGGAGAGUACCCGUUACAGGGUUCUGCAGCUUUGUUUAUAACUGCCUAUCUCCUGCUGCAUUAAUUAUAUUGUCUGGAACUGUUUGGAUAAGGGGAUUUAUAUUGCAUCUUGAGACAACCAGGUGUUUGUGGUGAGAUUAUCCACACCCCCCACCUGCCCCCCUUACAUUAUUGGGCAAUGGGGCUGGGAGAGGUCAUUGAUCUAACUAGUAUAACUAGUAUGAUGGUCAUCAAUAUCUGUGGAUUUCUACCCAGUUGAAGUUUACCAAGCCUCUGAUUAAUGAACAGGUAGUUUAACUAUUUAUACCAUGAUGUAUAGCUAAACUGUUCUGUUGUAUUGGUGUAACUCUGUGUACAUGAAUGAAUGUGGCAGGAGUGGGGAAGGAAUUUCACAUGCAUUCCUUUGACCCUCAGUCCAUCUUUAUCUUGGGUUUACAAAUCAAUAAAGGGCAAUACCAUUGUAUCCAAUGCAUUUACAUUUAAAGGGCUGCAAAAUGUAUCAGGUCAAUGAAAAGCGUGAAAGCUGAGAGGAUUCGAGUAUGUAUAAAGAACAUUUCUUCUCGACAGAAUGUUUCACAGUUGCCUUUGGGAGUUAAAGUAUUUGCUUCCUUGUUCCUUGUGUAGUAGGGCAAGGUACUCUGGGCAGGAAAGGGGGUGCUGUACAUGUUUGUUAAUUUAGUUUGAGAUCAUCUCUCUUAUUCCAGUACAUUCUGUGUUUUAUGUCAACGUACAGGUCAUAUGUUUAGGUUGGUUAAAGGUUUCACCUGUCAAAGAUAGUUUCACAAGUAAAGUUGCAUGUCACUUUAGUACGAUGAUAAUGUUCAUAGACAAACACAGCUUCUCAUACGUUUUAUCUUUUGAAGACAGGAUCCACAAAUUAAAUUUUCUUUAGAUGGCUCGUAGCAUAAUCUGUAGUUUUGUAAACUCAAUAACAAGGUGUAGUUCCAUUACAAUCCAUCACAAUGGUAUUCAAGGGCAAAUUGGAUAGAAAACAACUUUCAUGCCCCAUUCUGACUUCUUUUAUGCAGUAGAAAACACACCUCUACCCUUGUCUAUUGUAUCUGGGACAUUUGAUUAGAACUAGGUAAUGUGAUAACCAAGCAGCACCAUUACCUAGAGAAAAGAACUAAAGGGCUUAGUUAAGCUAUCUCACGCCUUGAUACAUUAUUGCAUUUGUCUAAGAGUGAGAGGUCUUGUAUGAUAUCUUGAGAUGGUGAGUCUGUUGUGUGGUGGGAGGUGAAUCACAGGCAAAGUACUCAGCAUCUCAACCCAAUGUCGCUAAUGCUUCUCAUUCUCAACUGUUGGACCUUUUGUUUCUUAAGGAUGAACUGAAAUUCUUCAUAUUGUGCUGAAGUUAUGAGGAAGUAAUUGUCACCCAGGCAAAUUUUAUUUUUAAUGGUUGAAAUGUAUUUUAUUAACUAUAUUGGAGUAUUUUCCCAGGUGUGAAAACUAAUAGAGAUGGGUUGUUUCUGUUUGUGCACAGAAUCUGAAUGAAUGUGUCAAUUAUCUACCUGCAUCAGUUUUCUUCAAUGUUAUAAGUCCAUCUAUACAAAACAGAGGGGAGCCAAGAGUGUAUUAUACCUGGAGUGAAUUGUGUGAGAGAAAAUUGUAGUCUUUGUCAAAAAAAGGUCAUGGUUUGAUUUUUAAAUAACCAGCUUUUCUCUUGGCACAUUUUAAAAGUAAGUUAGAACCCAGGGCAUCCUGUGCCAAGUUACAUGCCUCCCCUCAUUCACCUAAAUGCCAUGAUAAAGGAGGAUCUGGGGUUGUAUCAGAGGAAGACGUGGGGAGUUGAUAUUUUGAUAUGUGUUGAGCUCUUCAUUUCUGCCAAACCUCCCCCACCCCACUCCAUCACUAGCCCCAUACAUUUUGUUAUGUAAGCCAUGACAAAUGUUACUGUGGUCAGACGUCACACAACACCAGGUUAUAGUCCAACAGGUUUAUUUGAAAUCACACGCUUUAAGAGCACUGCCCUUUCACCUGACGAAGGGGCAGCAUUCUGAAAGUUUGAAAUUUCAAAUAAACCUGUCAGACUAUAACCUAGUGUCGUGUGACUUCAGAUCAUGUCCACCUCAGUCCAACACUGGCAUCUCCACUCUUGGACGUUAUUAUAGCAAUGAACUCGACUUGCAGUCAGUUCAUUUCAGCCUACUGUCUGUAACGCAUAUUUGUCUGUGAGCUAAUUUGGAUUUAUGCAGUACCGAGUGCACUUCUAGGAAAUACUUAACAUUUUGUGCUGAAUCUCAAUUGCUUGCUUGAACGAGUACACUGUGGUUUUGUAUCGACUUCUAUUAGCAAACAAACCCAAGCCUUUUUGAUAUUAGCCUCAACAGAAUGACAUGAGUAUUCACCCACUCAUCAUUCUGCAGCAGAUUGUAUUAAAUAUUUUUGAUGUACUUGAGAAACACUUCACAUGGUCAAUCCACCUGAGUUUGCUCCACUUCUAACUGGAUUUAGAAUUGAUUUUCAAAAGGUCUAGAGAUGUUGAGAGCUGAAAAUUAAAAUCACUGAAAUAUAACAUAAGGAAAUCUACCUGGAUUUAAAAUGUUUUAAGGAGUUGUAUGAGAGUUUACUUUCAUAUUUAUGCAUGCCUCAUUUAUGAAUAUAUGCAGUGAGAAUACUUUUAAAAUGAAAUGUUAAUUGCCAAUGUGCUUCCACUCGAUCACUAGUUUGACUGUAUCAGAAAUAUAAUAACAUGAUUUGCUUCCCUAUAUGCAUAUUAAUAAAUUUUUAAUUUCUCAUUCUUUA
Hemiscyllium ocellatum (epaulette shark) is the source of this 6186-nucleotide messenger RNA. RefSeq names its product PDZ and LIM domain 5a (gene pdlim5a). Gene Ontology annotation, biological process: muscle structure development; heart development; actin cytoskeleton organization. Gene Ontology annotation, molecular function: muscle alpha-actinin binding; actin binding. Bases 180 to 2069 code for a protein of 629 amino acids. The transcript is spliced from 13 exons. NCBI's taxonomy places the organism in Eukaryota, Metazoa, Chordata, Chondrichthyes, Orectolobiformes, Hemiscylliidae. The record is from RefSeq and is a predicted model, not a curated record. Gene Ontology annotation, cellular component: adherens junction; filamentous actin; stress fiber.